This is a messenger RNA of Heterostelium album PN500, 4572 nucleotides long. RefSeq lists its product as uncharacterized. The record is from RefSeq and is a predicted model, not a curated record. The coding region runs from base 1 to 4572 and encodes 1523 amino acids. The transcript has 4 exons. Gene Ontology annotation, molecular function: protein binding. Lineage: Eukaryota; Evosea; Eumycetozoa; Acytosteliales; Acytosteliaceae.
AUGUUCCACGGACUGCGAAACAUAUCCGUCACAAACUCGCCACAUGUCGAUCUAUUGGUUGCCGAGACCUAUUCGCAUCAUCUUCACCACAAGUCCAGAGACGAUUCUGACAACGACUCCAACUCUGACUACACUGAUUCCGACGAAGAACCAGAGUUGCGUACGCGUCCCGACGAAUUCUCUGGAAACGAAGAGGAGAAGAUCAAUCCACUAAAUGUAUUCCUUAGAAUCUAUCAACAAUGUCGUAUUCGUCAACAACAAGAAGCAAACACUCUCAACAUCAACAGCAACAACAACAGCAGCAGCAGUAACAAUAACAAGUCAUCGACAUCAUCGAAAGAGUUUCUGGAAAUCGGUACAAAGAAUGCAAUGGUUCGAGCAUUGAUUGAUAUUCACUUCCAUUUGAAUGGUAUUUCACCAUUGACAACUAAACGUUUGGGUGAGCCAUACUUGGAUGUCAAUGUAAAUUCGCAGAUGGCAGAUCUUCUCGAUGCCAAUCAUCGUAUGAAGCUCCUGACCGACCUCUACCUUGAGAUUCCGACCACUUUUCUCAAGGCAAAAGCAGCAUACGCACUUGGUUUGCACGCAGUGGAUACAGGUGAUUUAGUUCUAGCAGAGAAAUUCUUCUUUGAAUGUCUAUAUAUUAUCGAUAAGUGUAAACAACCGGUAGUCGGACUGCCACUCGUUCUGUCAGAGUUGUCAGCGAAUGCCUCGAUUGGAUAUGCAGGUGUUCUACUUGAUAACUACAAAUAUCAAUAUGCAAUCGUUUCAUUUGACAAUGCUUUGCUCGUCUAUAACAUUCAGUCGACAAGCACCACCAAUCUCUCUGGCGCCGCCAACAGAAACAAUCCUCUGAGAACCUCGGCCACACCCAAGGCAUCGUUCCACAGCUCAGCAGGUGGCAGCGGAAACAACAAGAAUGAACGCAAUCUGAAAUACUGGGAGUUUAACUGUAUCAACUAUUUGCAUGCCAACAAAUUCUCAGAGGCAUUGAUUUGCAUUGAGUGUGCCAUCGAGAUCUGUCCGGCAAGCUCACUGAAUGCUCGUGGACAAUAUUUCUACUUGCGUGGAAAGAUCUUCCAAAAGUUGGUGUCGUUCUCCAAUGCAACACUCAUUACAUUCCCAACCACUUUGAAGCCAACCUCUGAAGAGUGGAAAGAGUUUGUCGAUGUCAAUCAACCAACGACCACCUACACCUGCACUGGCGAUCUCAUGCAGGAAGGAAUUGCAAGUUUCAAACGUGCCUACAACUAUUUCAAAUCGAUUGGUGACGACGUUCGUAUUCAAAAGACAGUCAGUCGUAUUGCAGAGACCUAUUUGGAUCGUGUGUUUGGACCGGUUGCUUUGCUUCACUAUCAAUUCGACGAUGUUGCACGUCUUCCUCAUUUCACACCGUCUCGUUUCAUUCAGAAAGACGGUGAACUCUAUCAGGACGACAAGAACAAGCGAAACAAGAAGAAAGAAGAACCAGCUAAACCACCUGGAUCUCCACCAAUGGUUGAACUCAAAGAGUUUUACAUCUCCUUUGAGAUCAUUGAGAAUCCAGCUAUUCUUGCUAUGGAUAUCAAUAUCGAUACAUGCAAUGUAAUUCAACUUCUUAGAAACUAUAUGAAUAUGGCAGAGCUCAGAUAUCUCCAGGGUGAUCGAGAUCUUGCCAUUUCCUAUUGGACAGAGUGUCGUAAUCUUUACUUUACCAUGUUUUGUGACGGACCUCACCUCAUUGGAAAGAGUGCACCGCUCUUCUUCUUGAAAAAGUUGUUCAGCACUUGCAAGCGUAUGAUUCGUUUCCUGUUUGCAUUUGACCAAGAUUUCAUUAAUAAGAAUCUCAUGUUGGUCGAUAGUUAUCUCUCUUUGGAGAUCGAUAUCUCGCAAGCCAAGAAGCGUAAUAUCGAGUUGAACAAACCAUUAUCCUAUGAGUCGAAUCCACAGAUUUCAAAGAUCUACAUGCCAUAUCUCGGUAAAUCCUACACUCUCGGAAGAAACUUUAAGAGAAAGACAGAGAUGACUGGCGCACUGUCAAUGGAUAACAUUCCAACUCCCAACCACAACAACGGCAGCAACAGCACAGGUGCCGACGGAGAGAACAAGCUAUCGACAUUGACAUUCAAUGAGAAGACAAAGGAUGAGGAGAAGUCAGUAAACACUGGCGAUGAAGUAGGAGAGAAGAUCUGGGGAUCCCUACAUGCCAUUAGCAACGAAAUUCGAAAAUACUCAAUUGGAAAGAUUACACAGGAAGAGUUGUGUACUCGUAGUAAAGUCACCAUUAAGCAGAUACUAAAGAUUCAAUUGUCCUACAAGAAUCAUUUGGCCAAUCAGCAUGCUGGUAGUCCAACCAACUAUCCAGUUCCACUUCAGAGUUCCAACAGUUUGGGAUCACUCUUUAGAUCACAAACAAAGAUGAAUCUAAAUGCAAUUGCCAAUGGAAAUACUAGCAGCACUACAGAUUCCGGUCGUACACGCACUCCUUCAAACGCUGGAGCCAACAGUGGCAGCAGCAGUGGUAACGCCAACAAUUGGGGAACAGUUCGUAAUCUUUCUUCGAAAUAUGAGGAACUCUCCUUCUCUGCAGCACAAGCAAAAAUCAAUGCAUCUCUUCAAAAGUUGGUUUAUUCACUGCAGGUCGACAACUACUUUAUCCACUACGUUCCACAUACAGGUCGCAAGAGAUUCAACCGUAUCGGUGGACUUGAGGAGUUGACUCCAAUGCCACCACCCACCAACAUGUUGUAUCUCGAGAUCUAUCUCUUGUCCAACGCCAAUGAAAAAGUCUCAUUUGUUGUCAGUCCAUUGAUCACUCUUGAGAAGCUCUUGCUGUUCUUGUGCAACAAGCCAUACUGGGCAGUGGAUAGCUCCGACUCCAAGAAGAAGAGUUUCUUUGGAUCCUUCAGCAGAGCUGCCAACAACUCGUUCAAAUCCACACCAAAGUUUAUUGAAAAAACACCAAACUUCCAUAAUGAGUUGAUCUCUUUCUUGAAUUCCACUAUCGGUGUGCCAGGUACCGAUGAAGACACCCACAGCUCUGGUUCAGACUCGCCCCCUCAGGAACGUGCCGCCGACAAACAAGAUCAUCAUCAUCAUCCUCACACCCCAACUCUCCACUCGACUUCACCACCGAUCCAUAUCAACAAUCACCACCAGCAUGCUGUUCAUCACCAACACAUAAACACUCAACCAAAUCUACCAACCAUCAACAUCACCCAUGCCAACCAACAGCAACACAAUCAAGACAUCCACGGUCGUUCCAUGUCCGUCGGUUCAUCCACUCCUCGUAAGGUAUAUUCUCAUCAACAACUCUCACUUAUCUCGUUCACCAAGCGUAUGAUUAAAAGUGAUGAUCCUGCCUAUGCCAAAGCAUAUGUAUCUUUCGACCAACUCUCAUACCAGAUCUGCAAGGUGUUCUCCCACCGUGAGAUGCGUGAAUGUUCCGAGCAGAAUCCAUUGCAACUCUCACUGUUUGUCAACAACGGUGAAGAGAAAAAGUCACAGACCAACUUGGAUCAACAAACCACCAGCAAGUCGGCACCAACCAAUGACCAAGCCAUCACAUUCACACCAGAGAUACUUUCAUCGUUCCUGCCACUUCUUUCGCUUGUUCCAUCGAAAGACUCGAUACAAGAGGAGGUCGACCGCAAGAAGAUCAUCACCGAACUCAAGCACACCACAUUCUCAUCGCUCUUUGAGAUUCUUCCAACCGAGAAGCCAGACUCCAACAGCAUUAAACCAUCGGCAUCAUCGUCCUCUAAGAAACAAAGCAAGACAUUUGUAUUCUUUGGUUCCAACAAAGAUGCCACUACAAGCACCAUGCCGACCACCAAUAUCUCAACCACUCCACUGAUCUUUAUUUGUUCAAAGAGUCUACAAGUGUUCCCAUGGGAAUUGAUCAUACCCGACUUCAUGGUCAGAUACCUGACACUCUACGAUUUAAUGCGUACCAACUACAUAGACAUAAGUGACCCAGAGAAUCAAGAGAACGGUAUCAUACCAUGUUUUAUCAGUUGCUGUAACUCUGUCAUUGACAAAUCACACUACAAUGAUCCAGUGAAAAAAGAUCAACAAGUUAAGUCUAUAUUAUAUAACUUGUAUACAACUAUAAAUAAAACAACAACAAGAGUAUCAAAUGAAAAUCAACCAUAUCUCUCGCCAUUGAUAAAGUUGGGUGUCAAACCAGCGGUCGCCAAGAAGAAAUACAAGUAUCUCGACUUUUUCGAUGUGGCCACCAAUAAGACAUCGGGUGUCGUUCAUUUCCUUGAGAGUUUCGAUGACUCCAUUCAUUUCCCUGUAUUUAUCUUUGCCUACAAUGAUAUUGUCGAUCUAUCACAACUCCCAAUAUUUAUAUUAAGGAGUAAACCAAUUUGUAAUGUAUUAUUUAUACCCUAUUCGAAGCAAAAAGAAAUUAUGAGUAGAUUGUUCAAGAUAUAUGAUGCUCAUUUGAAGCAGAAUAUCAAGAAUUCCAAUCCACCAACCAGAAAAGAGAGAUACCAAUUCUUUAUCUCAUCGGUACAAAGUUUGAAAGAGGAGUUUUACAUUCCCAUUGCUCUUUUUAAUCCUACUUUCAUUGUAAAUAAUCAAUAA